CUUGUAGCUUACGAGUAUCUCCCAGAUUUAAGAAACUGAAUAGUUUGUAAAUAUCGCUGGUGAUAUUUCGUGUCUACGGUUAAACGGCUUUCUGGAAUAAAUUAUUUUGUGUACUUUGUGUUACUAAAUAAUUCAUAUUAAUCUACAAGUCAUAACUAAAUCAGAUGACAAAUCUAUUAAUUACCUGAUAUUCCCUUAAGCAGGUUGCGGUCUUUAACUUGUACAUUUCGAACAUCUUUCUGUUUCGUACUCGUUUAUCCUGAUUUUUUAUUUUCAUUUUUACUCCUAUUGUGCCUUUAUUUUUAUGUAAUUUGAGUUGUGAUAUCUUGAAUCAAUUCAUCAAUCACCCAUUUAGUAUGUUGCUGAUUUUCAUGCAGGAUUGAAGGUACUAAUGAACUGUUCAAUCCGAAGUGACCAGAUUGCGAUGUGAAUAUAUGAUGUAGUAUUUGAGGGUUCUUUAACUUCUGGCAUACAGUAUUGAAUAUCUUUAGCCGUCUCCCAUGCUUUCAACUGGAUCUUCACUAUAUGAAAGCUUGUAGUGGUAAUGAAUAAGAGUACACAAAACCGACCUUUACUUGUCUUUUGCCAUUGUUCACCUCUUAGCCGUUGCCCAUAUUCCAGGUCUGUUUGUGUAUCGUCAACAGGAUGUUUUCAUUCAUUGCAUUUGGAUUUAUCACUAACAUAUGUGGAUGAUGAGUCGUAUGGAUGUUUUUCAAAUAAUACUAAUCAGGUUGACUUACUCUGCCGAAAUUCAAAAGUUGGUAGACAAUUGUUAUAUUGUUGUUCUCCAAAUGAUGGCGAUUUAUGCAAUCAGAACUCGAGUUUGCUAGAAUUAAUCAGUCCUAUGCGAAUGAAUCCUCAUGCUUUUACAUGGAAAUCUAUUUUGACAGCAGUAUUGUUCCCUACCUUUGCACUGUUUUGUGGGCUUCUAGCCAUCAUGCUUUUUUGGAAGUGCUUUUUGAAAAGACGAAUAGAAAACUACGAUCGCUACGUCAAUGAGCUUAGCUACAAACGUCCCAGCUUCACUACAGAUGUCUACAACUAUCUAGUAAAACUCAAUGAAGAACAGUUUUCGGAUCGUAAGUUAUCAGCUUAUGUCUCACCCAGAAUGGGAGAUAACCUUUCUUCAAAAAAUGUGCAUAAUCCUGAUCCUUCAUGUGAGCUUAUUAGCUGCACUAGUGGAAGCGGAAGCGGUCUUCCAUUUCUUGUUCAAAGAACUGUGGCACGUCAUAUUAGACUGACAAUGUGUAUAGGGAAAGGACGAUUUGGCGAAGUCUGGAAAGCUACAUGUCAAGGUGAAACAGUUGCUGUUAAAAUUUUUUCUAGUCGUGAUGAAGCCAGCUGGGCUCGUGAAACAGAAGUUUACAACACUGGGUUAUUGCGUCAUCCUAAUCUCCUGGCGUAUUAUGCUAGCGACAUGAUAUCACGAGGUGGAUGCACUCAGCUCUGGUUAAUUACAGCGUAUCACGCUAACGGAUCUUUACAUGACUUCAUCAGUCACAGAUCAUUAAAAAUACAGGAUGGUUUGCGUUUGGCCAGCUCCAUUGCGGCAGGUUUGGCGUUUUUGCAUACAGAAAUCAAAGGAUUACAUGCUAAGCCUUCAAUUGCACACCGUGAUCUCAAAUCUAAGAAUGUCCUUGUUAUGAAUAAUAUGACUGCAUGUAUAGCUGACUUGGGUCUUGCCCUUGUGAAUUUACAAAGUCUCCCAAUUGGACAAGCUUUUCUUAAUUUAUCUUCCUCAAUGCUAUCUAGUGGUGUUAUGUCUAGCGGUAUAACUCAAUCAGACAGAUUGUGCAGUGGACUUUCUGGCCCUUCUUCUUUAGGUCCUCCUCCUGCCGGACCUAGGGUUGGUACUAAACGUUACAUGGCACCUGAGUUACUUAUGGCCAUUGAUAUCACACACACAUCAUCUAACUGCGGAAACAAUACGUCAUGUAUAACUAAUGAAAGUAUUGACAGUCCAAACAGAAGUCACCAUUUACCAUUUGAAGUUUACCAAGCUGCAGAUAUCUAUGCGAUGGCCUUAGUGUUUUGGGAAUUAGCACGAUGUACUCAGGGAAUAACAUCUGAAUUUGUGGAAGGAUAUCAGAUACCAUUCUGCGACAUGGUCCCUCCUGAUCCAACCUUCUCACAGAUGAGGGAUAUUGUUUGUGGCAACAGUUUGACCAUAAGUGAUGAUCAACCAAACCAACUGAACAGGAAUAGCUCAAGUAUAAACAUUAAUAAAUCCCCCAAGACAAGUCCAGAUUACGACAAUGUUCAUUGUCGGCCUCGUAUCUACCAGCGUUGGUUGGAUGACACCUACCUAUCCUGCUAUGCACAGGUGAUACAAGAAUGUUGGCAUGAUGAUUGGUCUGUGCGCCUUUCUGCUCUUCGUGUUCGUAAACGUCUGGGACAGAUCGAAGAUGCAGUUAGGCAGUCAUUGGUCAGAAAAAGAGGCGAGAACAUUCCUUCUAAUGUAAAUGAGUUAUCAGUACUACUGACCGAGGAUCCAGAAACUUUGGCUUGAUUUUCACAUUUUCUGAUAUAUUCAAGCUUAUCUUUGAAAUUUGCAUUUAAUUUUAGUGUUGUAACUUCCUAAAUAUUUUCACUUAAUAAGUAAUUUAAUAAUUCAAA
Messenger RNA from Schistosoma spindalis, 2616 nucleotides. NCBI's taxonomy places the organism in Eukaryota, Metazoa, Platyhelminthes, Trematoda, Strigeidida, Schistosomatidae. The record is from the annotation of a GenBank genome assembly.